GCUUGACGAAUAUUUCCAUUUCUGCCCUUUCCUCGCUUCCGCCCGCCGCCGCCGUCGACGCAGCCAUGGCGUCGCGGCGCUGCCUCCUCCGCCUCAUCUCGAGCCGCCUCGUCCCUCAGAGAUCUCAGCCUCUUGCACCGGUCUCGAUCGCAACCCGAACCCUGACAUCCUUGUCCGAGCCCGUUGCCCAUCCAGCUCCUCGGGCCCUUGCCUCCCCGCGGCUCUACUACCCCUCGCGUUGCCACUUGGCGACUCGCUCCUCCGGCGACGAGGAGGAUGGCGACGAAGAAGAGCACUACGACGACGAGGGGAGCGAGGGGGAGUGGGGGGAGGAGGAUGAGGCGGUGGCGGCGAAGAAACCGAGCGGGAAGACAGAGGAGGAGAAGGUAGCGGAGGCGGCGGAGAUCGGGUACAAGGUGGUGGGCCCGCUUGGGGCUGACGAGAAACCCUUCAAGCCCUACGAACCCGUCUUCGCUGUCGUACAGAUUGGCUCUCAUCAAUUCAAGGUGAGCAAUGGCGACUCCAUCUUCACGGAGAGGUUGAAGUUCUGUGAUGUAAAUGACAAGCUGAUCUUAAACCGAGUUCUCAUGCUUGGUUCACAAACUCAAACAGUUAUUGGAAGGCCAAUUCUUCCUGAAGCUUCUGUUCACGCUGUUGUUGAAGAGCAUGCCCUAGAUGCAAAAGUUAUCAUAUUCAAGAAGAAGCGGAGAAAAAAUUACCGGCGAACAAAGGGCCACCGUCAGGAAUUGACGAAACUGAGAAUAACCAACAUUGAAGGAAUAGAUAAGCCAGAGACUGUUGCCGUUGCUGCCUAAUUUUAGGUUGAAGAAGGAAGGAGCAGCUCCUUUUGUUUAUGUCAGCAAUGCCCAGGUAAAGUGAAAAAUGAAGCUGUCUCAGCAUUCCAAUGGCACCAUGCCAAUGUACUGAGCGGGUUGGGUGCUAUGGUGUGGAUCGGCUGUUGUAGCUUGCGUGACACUGAUUGUUUUUCUUCUUUUUUGGUUAUCUUUUCUGCACACAUCCUUUAUAAAUGUGUUCUGAUGCAUCAGUGCCAUGUUGACUUGUAGAACCAUGUAAUAAUGGAACCGCAGUGCUUCAUAACUCUUGCACUCAUGAUUUCAUGGGAGGAUUUGCAGCUUGCAAA
Messenger RNA from Panicum virgatum (switchgrass), 1141 nucleotides. Its product is annotated as 50S ribosomal protein L21, mitochondrial-like. Bases 66 to 815 code for a protein of 249 amino acids. The transcript is spliced from 6 exons. Lineage: Eukaryota; Viridiplantae; Streptophyta; Magnoliopsida; Poales; Poaceae. Gene Ontology annotation, molecular function: structural constituent of ribosome; RNA binding. Gene Ontology annotation, cellular component: ribosome. The record is from RefSeq and is a predicted model, not a curated record. Gene Ontology annotation, biological process: translation.